GUCACAUUUAUGAGUCUUUGGAGACUACGUGGAAUCAACAAUAAUAAUUGUACAAAAUGAUGAUAGUGUGAUAAACUGUUAACAGAAUAUAGGUGUGUAUUCUGUUUUAAGUUAUUUUUUUAACGUUUAUAGAUCUUCGUUCGUUUGACGCUCAUUCUUCCAGCCAGAAGUCUGAACAACUCAGGUGUUGUUAACUGGGAAUGAUGCAGGAUAUUGAUGCCGAGCCAGUUUCAACAAAUUAUGUAUCUCACACUAGAACAUUUAUAGAACAAAGGUACCAAAAAUAUUUAGAUGAUAUCACACCAUUUACGAUUGGAAGAUGGGUUGGUGCGGGAUUGUUAACAUUAGCGUUUUUAGCUCGUGUGUUUCUUCUCCAGGGAUGGUAUAUUGUUACUUAUGCCCUUGGCAUUUAUCAUUUAAAUCUAUUCAUCGCAUUCCUUACACCUAAGAUAGAUCCUGCCAUCUCGCUGCUGGAAGAGGAUGGCGGACCUGAACUACCUACGAGAGCUAAUGAAGAAUUUCGACCAUUCGUACGCCGGUUACCGGAGUUCAAAUUUUGGUAUUCGGUUACUAAAUCAACGCUGAUAGCAUUUAUCUGCACAUUUUUUGAAUUCUUCAAUAUUCCAGUUUUCUGGCCGAUAUUGGUUAUGUAUUUUAUCACACUCUUCUGCCUUACGAUGAAGAAACAGAUCAAGCAUAUGAUUAAAUAUCGCUACCUGCCAUUCACGCACGGGAAGCCAAAGUAUUCUGGACUCAACGACACUGGCAAGGUAGAGGCAACCGUUCCACUCAUUUCAAUACCUUCAAUACCCGAACCUCAAGCUCAGAUCCCGAAAGAAUAACCUCCAGUAUGGAUAUCGCCUUUCUGCGGCUAUUUUCUAUUCUUUUUUUUUUAUUUAUUAUCCUGAACAAUUAUUGUGAAUAGUCAGUAUUUUUCAGUUUAAAAAUUAAUAAAUGUAUUAAUCAUUCAAUUGAUUUAAUAUUAAAUCGUCAAUUACUUUUCUGUUUUUUAUAAUCUAUUCAUAUAAAAUUUUUUUAUAAUUGUCAUUUGGUUAAACCAGAUCUUGUAUUAUAUCGAUUAAAUAAUAUAUAAAUUUGUUUCGAGCAAAGUAUUAAAUUUUGAAAGUGAGUUUUUUUGAAUUAUUUGUUUUCAUUUAAUUUUUCUU
Nezara viridula (southern green stink bug) is the source of this 1166-nucleotide messenger RNA. The record is from the annotation of a GenBank genome assembly. Lineage: Eukaryota; Metazoa; Arthropoda; Insecta; Hemiptera; Pentatomidae.